Dromaius novaehollandiae (emu) is the source of this 2326-nucleotide messenger RNA. It is a transcript of the gene PPIF, whose product is annotated as peptidylprolyl isomerase F. Gene Ontology annotation, molecular function: peptidyl-prolyl cis-trans isomerase activity. The transcript has 6 exons. Gene Ontology annotation, biological process: protein peptidyl-prolyl isomerization; protein folding; regulation of mitochondrial membrane permeability involved in programmed necrotic cell death. Lineage: Eukaryota; Metazoa; Chordata; Aves; Casuariiformes; Dromaiidae. The record is from RefSeq and is a predicted model, not a curated record. The coding region runs from base 133 to 729 and encodes 198 amino acids. Gene Ontology annotation, cellular component: mitochondrion.
UGCGCGCCGCCGCCGCCGCUAGGGGCCGCGCUGGCAGCCGCCGGCGGAGCCAUAAAAGGCGGCAGCGGCGGCGGCGCCGCGUGCUCGGUCUGCCCGCGUCCGUGUGUCCGCGCGUCGCUGCCCGCCCGCGGCAUGUUGGCGCUCUGCGCCGCCCGCCGCCUGCUCCGCCCGCCCGGGGACCUGCUGGCGCUGGCGGCCGCGGCCCGCGGCUGCAGCUCGGGCGGCGCCGGCCCGCGGAACCCGCUGGUGUACCUGGACGUGGGCGCCGACGGGCAGCCGCUGGGCCGCGUCGUCCUGGAGCUGAAAGCUGAUGUGGUUCCAAAGACAGCAGAAAACUUUAGAGCUCUUUGUACUGGUGAAAAAGGCUUUGGGUAUAAAGGAUCCACGUUUCACAGAGUGAUUCCUUCAUUUAUGUGUCAGGGUGGUGACUUUACAAACCAUAAUGGGACAGGUGGAAAAUCCAUUUAUGGCAGCAGAUUUCAAGAUGAAAAUUUCAUACUUAAGCAUAUAGGACCUGGUGUUCUUUCAAUGGCCAACGCAGGACCCAAUACAAAUGGAUCUCAGUUCUUCAUUUGCACUGCAAAAACUGACUGGCUAGAUGGAAAACAUGUUGUUUUUGGGCAUGUAAAGGAAGGAAUGGAUGUUGUGAAAAAAAUUGAGAGCUUUGGCUCCAGAAGUGGAAAGACCUCCAAAAAGAUUGUCAUUACUGACUGUGGCCAGCUGUCGUAACCUAUUGCCUACCAUUCAGGACAACUUAAAUACUGUGAAAAAUGAAUCAUAAAAAAGCAUUUCUGAUCCCACAAGCAGCACCUAUGGAGCCAUUUAACUUGAGAUUUUUUUAACAUUAACAUUUUACCAUGGGGCUAUUUAACUUGGUCCUGCUUUUAUACUUCGAUUGAAUACUACUGAUUAAAAACAAUAACCAAAACACAUUUUUAACUGAGCUACCCUGGUAGUGAUUGCUGCACAGGUUUGAUAAAAAGCCCAAUUGCAUUUUGAGAAGUGCAGUUACCGAGAAGCAUAUGUAACUGCAGUGUCAGUAUCAGUAUUUGGAUGAUUCAGCUGUUAGAACAAGUGGUGAAGUUGGCAACUAAGUGUAACUGGUCAAGAUAAAAUUGAGAACUGUCAUGUUUCCUUUGGUGCUAAUAUGGCUAUUCUGCUGUAUGUCUCCUCAUAUUGGAAAAGUAUGUUGCCUAGUGUUCUCGAGGCUAUCUGCAACAAGACUGACACAUUUUAUCACUAAGACUUAAUGUGAGUCCAUAUUUAAACCAGUAGAAUUGAUGUGUGUAGUUGUGGGGGGUUUUAUGCAAAUUAAUUUAUGUAGUCUCAGACCACUGGUUCCUUUAAAACUGUGUUUUUUCCAUAUCUGCUUCAAUGGAGCAGUUUGACUUUGGGUUAAGUAAAUUGCUUAAAGUUGAGCUGGCCUACUACCACAGUUCUACCUGUUGGUAAGACCACAAACUAGCCAAAACUAAUCAUGGGACUUUUUUUUAGUGGAACUGUGAACUAACCUGAAGUACUGCUCUGACCUAAGGUCUGAUCCUGUGAGGAAUACAGUACAGUUCUCAAUAGUAGGCUGCUUUGGCACCCUCAGAAUAAAUUCAGGGUAUAAUGUGUUUGCUUGAAUGUAAAAUAGUCUUUUUUGCUGCUUUUUUUUCCUAUUGGUCCUGUGAAGUCGACCCAGCUUGGGAAUUACUUGGAUUACGACUUCUCAUGCUUUGUAACAAAAGCUAAAAUUGGUCACUAUGGAAUCAGGGUCUCAUUGGAGCAGCAGAAUCAUGGUGGUUGAUCCACAAGAAAGAAAGAAUCAGAUAAACACAUUUCGUUUAUAUGAACUACUAUAUCUUAUGUGGAGUCCUUGAGCAAUAACGGACAUUAGAACUUGACAAUAUCGCUUUUAGAAUCACUAAAGCUAUAAAGUAUUAAUGCUGUGGAGGGAAAAAAAACACUUGAAUGUUUUCAUGUGAUUAUCUUCCUGUUACUGAAGAGAAAAACAAAAGGUGAAGGCUGUUUCCAAAUGUGAGUUUACUUCCAUUGCAUUCUGUUAAUAUGUGAGUUUAAAAUUAUUUUGCACUGGAAUUUUUUUCCACUGAGAUCUGCAUACUUCUGUGUUCAAGGUACUAUUCCAAGUGUAAUUUUAGAGAAAAAUGAAUUGAAAAGGCUUUUAUUCUUUCCACUAUAGUUGUUUCAUCUUUCUUUGUAGUAAUUUUGAAAUGUUAAUUUGUGCUAUUUUGCCUUACUUCAAUAUUGAUAUAACUGAUUUUUGUGUGUGUGCUCCCUUAAUUUGUAUAUGGAAAGUAAUUAAAAAUGGUUCUGUCACAAAAAA